AUGGGGGGUGUCCCACCACCCCCACCGCCCCUGCCUGGCAUAGGGGGUGUCCCACCACCCCCACCACCUCUGCCCGGCAUGGCAGCCAUCCCAGGAGACCAGAUAGAAGCUGUUGUAGCCGCCCAGUUCAGCUGCCCCGUUGGCUUCGCCAGGCCUGUCCGCAAGACGGUGAAGACUCCAACUCUGAGAAUGAAGAAGCUGAACUGGCAGAAGCUGCCUUCCAAUGUGGUGAGAGAAAGUCACUCGAUGUGGGCUUCAGUGGGUAGCAGUGGUGAGGAAAGCAUAGAGCCCAAUUAUACAAGCAUAGAACAACUGUUUUGCUUUCCCCAACCAACUCCCAAGGAGAAAACGACUGCAUCAGUGAAGACAGAACCAAAGGAGAUCACAUUUUUGGACUCCAAGAAAAGUCUCAAUUUGAACAUAUUUUUGAAGCAAUUUAAAUGCUCCAACGAAGAGGUGGUUGCCAUGGUCCAGAAUGGGGACAGGACCAAGUUUGAUGUCGAGGUGCUGAAGCAGUUGCUCAAGCUACUGCCUGAAAAGCAUGAGAUAGAAAACUUGAAAGCCUUCAAAGAAGAGAAAUCAAAGCUAGCAAAUGCAGAUCAGUUUUAUCUUCUCCUCCUUCAGAUUCCCAGCUAUCAGCUGCGGAUUGAAUGUAUGCUGAUCUGUGAAGAGACCAACGUUGUGCUGGACAUGAUUCAUCCAAAAGCUGGAGUCAUCCAGAGAGCUUGUGAAGAUCUUCUGAACAGUCAUCGUCUGCCGCUCUUCUGUCAACUGAUUCUCAAAGUUGGAAACUUUCUGAACUAUGGAAGUCACACAGGGGAUGCUGAUGGGUUUAAGAUCAGCACUUUACUCAAGCUAACCGAGACCAAAGCAAACCAAACCCGCGUGACUCUGCUCCACCAUAUUCUGGAGGAAGUAGAAAACAGCCACACAGACCUACUGGAACUGCCAAAGGACCUUGAAAAUGUUUCAAAAGCAGCAGGAAUUAAUAUUGAUAUCAUACGCUCAGAGUCCAGUGCCAAUUUAAAGAAGUUGCUGGAGCUACAGCGAAAGAUCUCAUCAUCAAAUGAAGAUGUGAAACAACAGUAUGAGAAACCUAUCCAGGAUAGCAUUGAUGCUUCCAGAAAGCUGGAAGAGAAAUUUGAAACCAUUGAAAGGAAGAGAGAAGAACUUGCAAAUUAUCUCUGUGAAGACCCCAGCAAGUUGUCCUUAGAGGACAUGUUUAGCACCAUGAAAACCUUCAGAGAUCUCUUCAUCCGAGCCAUGAAGGUAGGCUUUUGCACACACAGUGCUGCACAACCCCAGGACUGGAGCCUACCUCUGCUCAAAUAG
Molecule: messenger RNA, 1332 nt
Organism: Tinamus guttatus (white-throated tinamou)
Lineage: Eukaryota; Metazoa; Chordata; Aves; Tinamiformes; Tinamidae
Product: inverted formin-2-like
Biological process (GO): actin cytoskeleton organization
Molecular function (GO): small GTPase binding; actin binding
Source: RefSeq, a predicted model, not a curated record